AUGGCAUCUCUUCUAAUUCGUCUUAUAUUGGUCAUCUUUAUUUUGAGUGUCUUAGUUACCGGUCAAGGAGCUAGAGGUGGCAGCAGCAUGCGACGUACCGUUACUCGUGGUGGUGGCCGCGACGGUGGUAUCGAUGCUCGUGACGCCAGCUCCUCUUCAAAUUUAGGAGACGAUCCGGCGAACUCCGUUGCUAUUGCAGGUGGCGUACUUGGUGGCUUUGCUGGUAUAUGUAUACUAUAUUAUGGUUGUAAAUAUUGGUCGAGAUGCAAAGCAGCUCGUGCUAAUAACAUUGCCCUUAAUAAUACCCCGAGAACUGAUACGUUUAAUAUACAAAAUUUACCCCGUUUUCAAUCGGGUAACUGGUUGAGUAGAUAUUACCAGUAUGACAAAUGGCAUGAUUGGCAUCAGCUAUCGCUUUCAUUCAAUCCAACACAAUUGAAAGUGAAUGGAAAUGGUUUUAAUGAUGUCGGCACGUUUAAAAUACAAGGAAUUUACUCAAUUAAAAGGCAUCGAAUGAAGCUGACAAAAACAUAUGAACGAGAUACAGGUAAUCGUAUAGAAAACAUGGGACAUAAAGUAAAAAUUCAUCUGAAAUGGAAUACAAUAGUUAAUCAGUUUGAAGGUGUAUGGUGUGUGAAAACGAAGAAAUAUCAAGAUCAGAAUAAAUUUGAACUCAAACUAGAUACUUUACAAGUGCAAUCGAUAGAUUCAACUACUCACAAAUAUUAA
Adineta steineri is the source of this 729-nucleotide messenger RNA. NCBI's taxonomy places the organism in Eukaryota, Metazoa, Rotifera, Eurotatoria, Adinetida, Adinetidae. The record is from the annotation of a GenBank genome assembly.